This is a messenger RNA of Micropterus dolomieu (smallmouth bass), 4368 nucleotides long. RefSeq names its product solute carrier family 22 member 15 (gene slc22a15). Gene Ontology annotation, molecular function: transmembrane transporter activity. Bases 75 to 1568 code for a protein of 497 amino acids. Gene Ontology annotation, cellular component: membrane. The transcript has 13 exons. NCBI's taxonomy places the organism in Eukaryota, Metazoa, Chordata, Actinopteri, Centrarchiformes, Centrarchidae. The record is from RefSeq and is a predicted model, not a curated record. Gene Ontology annotation, biological process: transmembrane transport.
AGCGCGGAUCACAAUCGCGCAGCUCUUUCCUGUGUGAUGCUACAUCAGAGAGCUGCCGGGCCGCCCGACCUGGGAUGGAUUUAGAAGAAGCUUUUCAAGUUGUGGGCGAGUUUGGACCCUACCAGCAGCGGGCGGUGGCUGUUCUUGUUCUGACCCAGGUGUACAUGGCCUGUCAGUCCAUGCUGAUCGUUCUGAUUGGAUCCACGCCGAAGUACCGGAUCGAGCAGCUGGACGGCGUCGGCAGCAGCCAGCGGGAGCUCGUUACCUUUACAGAGGACACCGACUCCAUAGUGACCGAGUGGUUUCUCAUCAAGCAUCAGGCCUAUAAGGUCAGUCUAGCAGGGUCGCUGUUCUUCGCCGGGCUUCUGGUCGGGAACAUCGUCUUUGGGCCGCUCUCGGACAGGAUCGGCAGGAGACCUGUCUACCUGACAGGCCUGUUUUUCGAGGUGAUCUUUGGCUAUGUGACCGCCUUCGCCCCCAGCUACGAGGUGUUCGCCGUGUCUCGCCUCCUUGUGGGGCUGAUGAACGGCGGCAUCGGCCUCGUCUGCUUUGUCCUCACUCAGGAGUACGUGGGCAAGUCGUACUGGGCCAUGACGGGGACGUUGACCAGCAUGACCUUUGCCGUCGGCAUCGCCCUGUUCGGAGCUCUGGGCUACUUCAUCCAGCCGUGGAGGAACCUGGCUAUGGCGUCCAACUCGUCCGGCGUCCUGUUCCUCCUGCUGUCUGUCACUCUUCCCGAGUCGCCCCGCUGGCUGUAUUCGAAGGGUCAGACGCAGCGAGCAGAAGAGGUGCUGCGCUACAUGGCGCUGAGGAACGGCAACCCUGCCAACAACCUGGUUUUGAAACGCGUCUGCGCCGCUAAAGCCGGAAACCGUGACGGCAGGGGGGCAGGUGUCCUGCAGCUGGUGAUCCAUCCGGUCCUCCGUCUGAGAACCAUGGUGCUCAUGUAUGUCUGGUAUGCGUGCAGUCUGGUGUACUACGGUCUGACUCUGGGGGCCAGCGAGAUGUCUGGUAGCCGUUAUAUGAACGUAGCCAUGUACGGCCUGGUGGAGCUCCCCGCCUACCCGCUCUGUAUAUACUUCAUCAACAAACACUGGGCCGGGAGGAGGAAAAGCAUGGCGAGUUUCCUGUGUCUGGCCGGCUCUGCCUGCCUCUGCACCACGUUCAUCCCCGAAAACGCAGGAGCCUUGCUGAACGUUACGUCGUUGGCGCUUCUGGGAAAACUGAUGGUCAGUGCAGCGUUCAACAUCGCCUACGUGUACACCUCUGAACUCUACCCGACAGUUAUCAGGAACGCUGGUUUGGGAGUUUGUUCCAUGUCGUGCAGAGUCGGAGGAAUCCUUGCACCGUUUGUUCCUUCCAUGCGGGCUCUCCACACCUCCAUGCCUUUCACUGUGUUCUGUCUGAGCGGCCUGUCUGCAGGCUGCCUGGGCCUCCUGCUGCCUGAAACCCUCAACGGACCAACAACAGAUACUCUGGAGGAGCUCGGCAGCCCUAUCCACAGCCGAGUGCUGGAGAGCAAGGCUCAUUUGUAUGAAGACGACAAACUGAAGUCGAACCACAAAUGAAGCGUCGUCUUCAUCACUGGAGACGGACUGUCCUCACCUCAUUCUGUGUGUGUGAACUGCUGCCUCAAAACGGUGAACUGUCCCUUUUUUAAUUAACUUGAAGGACUGAUCACAAUGUUCCCCUUUAAAUGUUUGAGAUCUCUGACAUGUCAAACGGGGCCGGGACGUAGACGCUGACCUUCAGGGGGAAGCCGUUAUCGACCGACAGCUCCUCUUUUUUAUCACAUUUUACAGAAAAGCCGGACAGUCGACCCCCCUGACUGUCACUAUGGUGUUUGUGCCUUAUUAGGAGGGAGACAGCCGAGAAAAGACGGGACAGACGUGUGACUUACUGUCCAGAGAUGCUGCGAAAAUCAAACGUGCUGCUAGCUAACGUGUAAUUGAACGGUUGGUUUGAAAAAGGACAGCGUUUCCUCUCCAAGAGUUUCCAAAAUGGAGUUAGUAGACAUGACAUACAUGCUCGUUUUAAACGUGUUAAUAUUCCUUAAAACACACCAAUGUUAGAUUUUUAGGACCACGCUGAUUUUCAAGAGGAAAUGUGCUCGAAGCUCAAUCACAAGGUAAACUGUCCUGUAAACAUGCUAAAGUGUUAGCAUACAGUGCUGGACUUCACCCACCUUUUAAUCCGUUUGGAUGCCGCCGUACAGGAUGUAUUUCUUUUUUUUUUUUUUUGAGUUUCAACGUGUAGACGGCAGGAAAACGGUAAUAAAGCGGACUGUGUGAGUUAUUGAGAGAAAGGCAGCUUGAUUUGAUAAGAUGAUGACUUUAAUGAUCAGGCUAUUUGGUCACACGUACUCGUUUCAGGGAAUAAGUAUUGUUUUAAAUAUCUUUUGAAGCAGCUUCUCCAGAGCUACGUGAGCUUCGCCAUGAAUAACUACAUGAGCUACCGUGACCACAUUAAAAGUCCACAAUAUUAGUUGACUGAAAUUAAUUUCUAAGGACCAAACAUGCCUCCUUUUUUAUUUAAAUCAGAGAUACAAAUAGAAGAAUAGAAUUUUCAACCUAUUAGUGUUUAUAUCAAGCUUCACAAGACCCUUUACCAGUUUUAAAUUAAACUAAGUUACUAGAAACUCUAAUUAAAAUAAGAAACUCAAAUAUAACGCCUGACAAUCAUCUAAUUAAUAAAGCCAAACCAUUUGAGUCAUAAUCAGCUUGCGUGUAGUUGUGCGGGACCAAGUGGGAUGAUUUAUGUUUAUUUAUGUUUUCUGUGAUCAAGGUCUUUUGUGUCUGUUAUUGUUUGCCUGCUUGUGACAGUUGGAUGUGAGCUUUGUUGGAUGACUGACGUUUAUGACAGGCACAAAGCCAGAGGGAGCUGGUGAAUGUUUGUGGUAGUGAUCCAGGACAUUUGCAGCAGAAUGAAACGAAACACGCCAAUGCAUAAAAUAAGCGGACACAACAGGUCGCGCUCAUUUCUAACGGGGACCAAUGUGAGUAAAUAAGGAUGCACCGAUCUGACUUUUUUCAGUCCCGGUACAGAUACUUGGGCUUUGAGUAUCGAUCCGACACCAGUGUUAAAUUAAUAAGCUGCAUUCCUCACUGUGAGAAGGAGACUGGUGACAACAUCAGGCUUGACUUAGACAUUGCUUCCUAACUGUUGAACAGUUUUUUGAAAAAAUAUCUAAUUGUGUUUUGACUGAUUAUUGCGAUAUGAUUUGUACGGCAGAGUGUGAGGGCCACAUUAAGGAAGAAAUGCUACAGAGGUGUCCUGGCCUAGAAUGUUUUUCAAUGAAAAUGAGAAUCAUGAUCAUUACAGUAAUGAUGUAAAAUGAUAGUUCCCUCCAAUAUAACAAAUAAUAUUAGGGCCACAUAAAAAAAAAAGAAAUAUGAGGAUGAAGAUUUAUUUAUUUUGUAAAGUGAAAACGUUGAAAUGGUACAUAAAUCGUCAUCCUCAAUUUUCUUUUCCGCAAUGUGGCUCUAAUACUGUUUGUAAGUAGUAUUUGUAAAAUGCUAUUUGUGACAUUGGAGCAUCAUUAUUGUCAUUUAAAUGAUUAUGGUUGGAUUUAUUUUCAGGAUCUUCCUAAACAAAGGUGUUUUCUUAAGUCUUUAGAAUAUGAUGUGUAGGCCAGGACACCUCUGCAGCGUGACAAUAUUUAAUGGUAAUAAAAAUGGUAUUUUUAAACACAUUUUGCCGUUAAUAUUGCACCUUCUCCCGGCCAUAAAGCGAUUUCAGUUAAUUGUUCAGCCCUAUUACUAACGUUGUAAAACAUAAUGUUAUUUUAGCUCUCCUAGUAAAAAUGUUCGGGUCUACCGGCGCACUGCUGACACAUCCUGUAGUUCUCCUUUAACUGAAUUGAUUGGCCGAUACCUGAUCCAGCCGUUUGAGUCAGUAUCGGGCCGAUAUCCGUUAUCAGUAUUUAUCGGUGCAUCCUUAUGUAUAAACAACAAACAUCGUAAUCAGUUUGAACCACCACUCUGUAGCAAGUUUCUCUUUUUUAUGUGUGUGUGCAUUAAACCAUUUUAUCAAACCAUUACUACCUGUUAUUGAGGCUGAGCUGCUGAACUGACGUAACAUCCUGCAUGAUUGAUGAUACAUGAUUUCAUGUAAAGUCCGAAGAGUUUUACAAUCGACAACAGAUGGAAAAACACUUGACCAACAUUCUGCCUUCUGUGCCUUUAAACCGUAAAGAUUUCAAAUGUGAAGUGCUAAUUUCAAUGUUUCCUAAGAUGUUUGAUAUGCCAUCAUUUUGUACCGUGUAUACAAUCAAGCUAUAACUAUGUGUAUAUUGUAGAUAUACUGUAUGUUGUACAAUGUGUAUGGAUAUUUAAGUUAAAGCCAGUAAACGGUUGAAAACUUCCUAAA